Musa acuminata subsp. malaccensis (wild Malaysian banana) is the source of this 2973-nucleotide messenger RNA. Its product is annotated as protein IMPAIRED IN BABA-INDUCED STERILITY 1. Gene Ontology annotation, cellular component: nucleus; cyclin-dependent protein kinase holoenzyme complex. Gene Ontology annotation, biological process: protein phosphorylation; positive regulation of transcription elongation by RNA polymerase II. The record is from RefSeq and is a predicted model, not a curated record. NCBI's taxonomy places the organism in Eukaryota, Viridiplantae, Streptophyta, Magnoliopsida, Zingiberales, Musaceae. Gene Ontology annotation, molecular function: RNA polymerase II CTD heptapeptide repeat kinase activity; ATP binding.
CAAUUCUCCACCAUCUCCCACACUUCUCUCUCACUCGUUCCCGCGUUGAUUUCGGUCGGUCGCUUUUGCUCAUCCACCGCGAGGUCCCCCAGAUCUCCCCAUCUCCCGCUAAUCUCGCGAGAAAGAAGUGUUCCGAGAGAGUUUGUGGAGAAAUUAGGAGAAGAGGGGGCAGAAAGCUCGCUCCUUUUUAUGCUUCUAGGGGUGCUUACGGCCAUUUUGGAUCUCCGGGCCACCCGAUCUUGCCUCAUCGUGGUUUCGGGUGAUCCCCCUCCCCCUUUUCCCCUGUCCGAAGAGCUUCUUGCCCUCCCGAAUUCAGCCCCCGAUUUCCCUGAACCCAGGCCUUUGUUGCCCCCGGAGGCCUGGCCGAUGCCAUAGCCUCGGCCAGGGAUGGGUUGCGUCUCGUCGAAGAAUGCGGUCUCAGUGACCCCGGCGGUCGAUUCCUCCGGUUUCCUACGUGACCACCGGGAGCGGUCGGGACCGAUCUUGGCGUGCUCGCUGCGGCAUCAGACCGGACAGGGAACCGAGCGGGGAUAUCCGGAGAGGAAGGUGGAAUUGGAUAGCCUCGAAUCGAAGGAAUAUGAGAAGCCGAACUCCGAUAGUACGAGAUUACAGAGUUUUCGGCUGGGGAACCUUCACAAGCACAUAGAAGGGGAGCAGGUUGCCGCCGGAUGGCCCUCUUGGCUCAGUGUCGUCGCUGGGGAAGCAAUUCACGGUUGGGUGCCCCUAAAAGCUGACUCUUUUGAGAAGCUGGAGAAGAUUGGACAAGGUACUUAUAGCAGUGUGUUUAGAGCACGUGAUCUCGACACUGGCAAGAUUGUUGCCUUGAAGAAGGUCCGCUUUGACAAUUUUGAGCCAGAGAGUGUUAGGUUCAUGGCAAGGGAAAUAAAGAUACUACGAAGGCUUGACCAUCCAAAUAUUGUGAAGCUGGAAGGUUUGAUUACCUCUCAGUUAUCAUGCAGUCUCUACCUUGUAUUUGAAUAUAUGGAACAUGAUCUUUCUGGUCUUUCGUCCUCUCCUGACAUUAAAUUCUCUGAAUCACAGAUCAAGUGCUAUAUGCAACAGAUGUUAUCUGGACUUGAGCAUUGCCAUUUGCGUGGUAUAAUUCAUCGUGACAUAAAGGGAGCAAAUAUUCUAGUUAACAAUGAGGGGGUUCUGAAAAUCGCUGAUUUUGGUCUCGCAAAUUUCUUCAGUCAUGGGCAUAAACAACGAUUAACUGGCCGUGUUGUGACUCUAUGGUACCGGCCACCUGAACUAUUAUUGGGUUCAACUGACUAUGAAGAAACUGUAGAUUUGUGGAGUGUUGGCUGUGUAUUUGCAGAAAUGUUUAUUGGAAGACCCAUCUUGCAAGGCAGAACUGAGGUUGAACAAUUACACAAAAUCUUUAAACUUUGCGGUUCCCCUCCGGAUGAGUACUGGAAUAAGUCCACGUUGGCCCAUGCUACGAUCUUCAGGCCUCAUCAUCCUUACGAAAAUAUUCUCCAGGAGACAUUCAAAAGUUUACCAGGAAGUGCCAUUAGCUUGUUAGAAACUUUUCUGUCUAUUGAACCUUAUAAGCGUGGUACUGCCACCAGUUCUCUUGAAGCAGAGUAUUUCAGAACAAAGCCUUAUGCUUGUGAGCCCUCAAGUUUGUCAAAAUACCCACCCACCAAAGAGAUAGAUGCAAAGAGUCGUGAUGAGACUCGCAGGAUAAGAGGUGCUAGUAGAGGCCGAGGAUCGGAAGCCACAAGAAGACCAUUGAGAGCAAAUAGAGCUUCGCGGGCAGCAGGUGGGCUCAGUAGGAUAACAGACAGCAAAGAGGAGUCACAGAUCAAUGCUGUAACCAGUAGUGGCAAUGUAAAGAAAGAUUGUUUGAGAGUAGAUGGUGAAACUGGAUUGUUUGUAGAUCUCCAGCCAUUGCCAUCGAUCAAACAUCCAAAUGAAGGUCACAGUGUGUGCAACUCCCAGGAGGAUUUUGCUUUAUCAGGGCCUUUAUGUGUUUCUGCUUCUAGCGGCUUUGCAUGGGCAAAAAUGCAGGGAGAAGGUCAUGCAUCUGGUAGAUCUGGCAGUAGGUGUAGCUCAAAAAGCCAUCUCUCUUAUGAAAGAGAUCCAUCCUGUAUUGAAAAUGUUAAAAGUAAGCAUGAGUUCAAGGGACAAGAAAAUGGUGAUGUGCAUGUUUCAAAAAGCCAUGUGCCCCAUGAGUUGGCAAAACGUGCAAUGCUGAAAAGGUGGACACAGUUAGAACAUCCAGACUCACUUGACCCUUCUGACGUAUACUGUUCUCAGGAGUUUUCAGGAGCCCUAUAUAAGGGAGAUCCAUUGUCAAUGCGGCAUAACAACUUGGGUUUCCAUGAUCAAGACAGAAUUGAGUUUUCAGGACCUUUAUUGUCUGAAUCUCACAAGGUUGAUGAGCUUUUACAGAAGCAUGAACGCCACAUGCGUCAAGCAAUUAGGAGAUCAUGGUUCCAAAGAGGGAGAAAGCAAGGAAAAUAGAGAGCCAGGGUGGGUUCUUUUUAUUGGAGUAGGAACAUACUGAAGCAAAACAAACACCUUGGAUCAAGAAAAUUAUGUGACCAGCAUCUUUCCAGACAUAAAAGGAUUAAUGUCUGGCUGAUCCCAACAGUGAUAUCUGAUAUAAUGGAUAAGCUGCUACAUCAGGUUCCAUGCGACUAGUGAGAGAAAAUUAAGUCAGUUAACAAAGUCUACUACCUGCUGAUGAAUUGCACCUAUUGUGGUAUCUGAUUCAUCUAACUUGGUUGCUGGCAGGAAUCAAAGCUUUUCUGUUCAAAAAGUUCCAAAUAUGAUGAGACAAAUCAAUUUUUUGGAUGUGAAUCCAAUUGCAAAGGCUCGAAUGGAGCCAAUUUUUUGUAAUAAUCAAUAUAUAGAGCCAUGAUUCCUUUGUUCAUUGAUGGGAUUAGUUCAAUUUCCAUCCACUUUGGAUGUAAAUGAUCAUGUAUGCUGGAUGUUCAACAGAGAAAUCAAGCAUUAUUUUGCCAA